CAGGGAGGGAACCCUGAUGUGUUCAGUCACAAAGUUCAGACUCCAUUUUGAGUCACGGAGCAGAAGGAGAGAAGCUGAGGCAGGAUCAGAAGAUGAGUGGUUGUGAGGAGGAAGAGGAGGACAGAGCAGAGUCUCUCGUCUGUCUGUCUAUGAAGAGUGAUCGCUCCAGACAUGAACCUCUGUUCUUCAGUAAAGAACCUGGACCAUCAGACACACAAGUUCAGUCCAGAAGGAGAGCAGAGUCUCCAGGAUCCGUCUGUCUGUCUAUGAAGAGUGAUCAGUCCAAACAUGAACCUCUGACCUUCAGUAAAGAACCUGGACCCUCAGACACACAACUGAACGCUGAAGAGACUCAUGACUGUGAGGAGGAGCUGAAGUCCAGAUCCAGAACCAGAGCUGGACUGCAGACAGCCAGUGAGACCAGAAGUGUCCAAAGAGAUGGUGGUCUGCAGGAGGUUUUAGAUGAACAUAAGAUCAGUCUGAAGAAGAGAUGUGAAUGUGUGACUGAAGGAAGUGAUGAAACAGGAAGUGGAACCCUCCUCAACAGGAUCUAUACUGAGCUCUACAUCACAGAGGGACAGAGUGAAGAGGUUAAUACCCAACAUGAGGUGAGGCAGCUUGAGACAGCUUCCAAGAAGAAGACCCUCCAUGACACUCCGAUCAGGUGCCACGACAUCUUUAAAGCCUCAGCUGACCAACAGAGACGCAUCAGAGUCGUUCUGACGAACGGCGUCGCCGGCGUUGGAAAAACCUUCUCGGUGCAGAAGUUCACUCUGGACUGGGCCGAGGGUUUGGAGAACCAAGAUGUCAGUCUGGUGGUUCUGCUUUCGUUCAGGGAGCUGAACUUGAUCAAAGAUGAGCAGUACAGUCUUCUCCAGCUGAUCCAUGUUUUCCAUCCAACAUUACAGAAGGUCCCAGCAGAGAAGCUCUCUGUCUGUAAAGUUGUGUUCAUCUUUGAUGGUCUGGAUGAAACCAGACUUUCAUUGGAUUUCAUCAACAAUGAGGUCAUGUCUGAUGUCACACAGAAGGCAUCGGUCAACGUGCUGCUGACGAACCUCAUCGAGGGAAAUCUGCUUCCAUCGGCUCUCGUCUGGAUAACUUCCAGACCUGCAGCAGCCAAUCAGAUCCCUCCUACACGUGUUGACAGGGUAACAGAAGUACGAGGCUUCACCGACCCCCAGAAGGAUGAGUACUUCAGGAGGAGGUUCAGUGAUGAAGAGCUGUCCAGCAGAAUCAUCUCACACAUCAAGACGACAUCCAGGAGCCUCCACAUCAUGUGUCUAAUCCCAGUCUUCUGCUGGAUCACUGCUACAGUUCUGGACCACAUGUGGACUACAGACCAGAGAGGAGAGCUGCCCAAGACCCUGACUGACAUGUACUCUCACUUCCUGCUGGUCCAGACAAAGAGGAAGAAGCAGAAGUACCAUGAAGGACAUGAGACGAGUCCUCAGGAGCUGACGGAGGCUGACAGGGAAGUUCUUCUGAAGCUGGGGAGGCUGGCGUUUGAACAUCUGGAGAAAGGAAACAUCAUGUUCUACCAAGAAGACCUGGAGCAGUGUGGUCUUGAUGUCACGGAGGCCUCGGUGUUCUCAGGAGUUUGUACAGAGAUCUUCAAAAGAGAGAGUGUGAUCUUCCAGAAAUCUGUCUACUGCUUUGUUCAUCUGAGUGUUCAAGAGUUUCUGGCUGCAGUCUACAUGUUCCACUGUUUCACAAACAGGAAGACAGAGGUACUGAAGGACUUCAUGGGAGAAGAGGUACUGAAGGACUUCAUGGGAGAAGACUACAAGUAUUCAUCUCUGGACGACUUCCUGCAGAGAGCCAUGGAGAAAUCCCUUGAAAGUGAAAAUGGCCACCUGGACCUGUUUGUCCGCUUCCUUCAUGGCCUCUCUCUGGAGUCCAACCAGAGACUCUUAGGGGGCCUGCUGGGUCAGACAGACAACAGUCCAAAGACCAUCCAGAGAGCCAUCAACAACCUGAAGGAGAUGAACAGUUAUGAAAUCUCUCCUGACAGAAGCAUCAAUAUCUUCCACUGUCUGAUGGAGAUGAACAACCUCUCAGUACAUCAGGAGAUCCAAGAGUUCCUGAAGUCAAAGAACAGACCAGAGAAGGAACUCUCAGAGAUCCACUGCUCAGCUCUGUCCUACAUGCUGCAGAUGUCAGAGGAGGUUCUGGAUGAGUUGGACCUGAAGAAGUACAACACAUCAAAGGAGGGAAAACGGAAACUGAUUCCAGCUGUGAGGAACUGCAGAAAGGCUCAGUAAGUCCAGAUGUGAUUAACUUUAUGAAUCAGUGUAGAUCAGUAGUUUAGUUCUUCAAAUAUACAAACUAUAAAAUUCAUAUUAUUAUUUAAAUAGUGUUCCAGUUGUUUAAUACAAAAUUAUAAUUCAGUUAUAUUUCAUCACAGAGUGAAAUCAUGUUUCAGUUUCAGUUGUGUUUUCACUGUGAAGUUAAUGAACUUUUAUAUUGAUAUAAUUCUUCCUCUGUUCAUCUUGCUUUGAGUGAUGGAGGCACAUGCAAACCUGCUGAAACAAAUGAAGGACUUUAGAGGUUGUGUUUGAGCUUUUAUCACAACAUGUAGCAGUAUUUUACAGUCAUCACUUCAUGUACUUUAGGUAUUAAUACAUGUCUGACAUCAUCACACUGACAGGUAACACCUGAUUAUUUUAACUCAAGAGUUUAAAUAAGAUCUGGAUCAGGCCACACCCCCUUCUUAAAAUACGGACUUCAACAACAAGGACUAAGCAGCGAUAGUUAUUUCAGCCGUGAUUGAUGAAACGUUGUCUACUCAGAGGAAUCCCCUCCUCCUCCUCUCCGGGGCGUUGAGAGCGAGUGACGCUAAUAAACACAAAUGAUCCAGAAAUUAAACUCCCACGAGUAAAAGAACACAGUAUUACAAUGAAUGACAGAGUUCUUUAAGUUAACAUUUAAUUCUUGGCCCCCCUGAAGGUUCCUGUCUGGUCUUCCUGAAUGGAACAUCAGUCAGGAAGUAUCUUUAACAGUUUCCAUUGUUGCAUCAUCUGUUUCUUAUUCUGACUCUCAUCAGGAUUACAUUAAACCAAGAUUAUCUGAUUUACUCAUCUUUACUAUUCAGUGGGUAUAGAAGCACAUACGAUUACAUAUUGAUAUAUGAAAGAAAAUCUCUUAAAGGUUAUCAUCAAUAAACCACAGAACUGACUUUAGGGCCUCACUUCCUGCUCUCGCUCUGCUGGAGGUGGAGGUGUGAGAUAAUAUCAGAGUUAGUGCUGGCCGGUAUACCGGUUUUAAUUUCCCGUAUGAUAUGAAUUUUUCACACACAUC
Messenger RNA from Anarrhichthys ocellatus (wolf-eel), 3297 nucleotides. Its product is annotated as NLR family CARD domain-containing protein 3-like. The record is from RefSeq and is a predicted model, not a curated record. Bases 93 to 2261 code for a protein of 722 amino acids. Lineage: Eukaryota; Metazoa; Chordata; Actinopteri; Perciformes; Anarhichadidae. The transcript has 5 exons.